CAUUUCAACUCUCUGUCAUGUCAUUAUUGUUUGUGAAGAGUUUGUCACUAUACAGUACUCUGCUGGAUAUGUGGAUCUGCCUUCGGUUUGGAUUGAUGUUUCACAUUGUGGAUUUUGUCUUUGUUUGGACAUUCCCUGAGCUGACUGCUCUCUUCAUAUAUGUUGCCGUUAGGGGCUAUAAUCGACAAGCACAACCUGUCAUUUCAUUGUUAUGCAGAUGACCUGCAAAUUUAUCUGCCUAUGAAACCUAAUGACAGUGUUGCACUAAACUGCGUGCUUAAUGGCAUUAAUGAUAAAUUGUGGCUCUCUCGGAACUUAAUCUGAAUGAAGACAAAACUGAGUGUAUUAUCUUCAGUACAAAAUUCAUGUCAAACAAUCCCGCUUUAAGUCUGGGAGCUCUGACUUCAUGCGCCAAGCAAACUGUCAAAAAUCUGGGUGUGACAUUCAAUUGUAGCAUGAAAUUUGACAAACAGAUAAGCAAUGUUGUCAAAACGAGCUUUUUCCAACUUCGUCUCCUGGCUAGUAAGUAAAGCCUUUUCUUAACAGGCACGAUCUAGAAAAGGCUAUUCAUGCCUUUAUUAGUUCAAAGCUACAUUAUUGCAACACUCUUUAUGUUGGUCUAAGUCAAACAUCCAUCUCACGUCUUCAACUUGUGCAAAAUGCUGCUGCUCGCUUUUUAACAAAUACAUCUAGAAGUGCACACAUCACUCCCAUUCUUUUUACACUACAUCGGUGUCACCGGUACCAAAACCAAUCACCAUAAAGAGGUGAUGAAGAUUAUGUAGACUAAGGAUCCUAAUUAUUAACAAAGGUUAAAAGAGAGAUGAAUAUCUCUCCCAUGAUUCAUAGUGAAAAACAGUGCACUUGACCGACUUGAAACUGACGAUACUGAGAUGACAGAGCCUCACUGACUGAAAAGGCUCUCCACAGUCCGCCGUACUCGGGGACUACAAAGACCUGACCUUUGACCUGUGUUCUCACUUAGGUGGUUGACCAGAAGACAGGUACCUGACCUGUUCUGACACUACAUCUUGGAGGGAAACCAGAUGCCUGGUGCUUUUCUGUCCUGUUGCUUAUUGUUUUUGUUGUUUAUUUUAUACUGAACUGGAUAUUUGUGUGUCUGCACCCAUUUGCUGCCCUUUAAUGACAAAAUGCACGCUAACAGAUUCCCACAGGAGAAGCCAGAACGGAUGCUGGCAGCUCAUUCUAUGUUGUUGAAUGUUACUGUUUAACCCUUUCAAAACAUGGUCCAGACAGUUGCUCAUGUGUGUCCCAAGGGACCACGUGGGCAAAAGGGGGGAGGUCGACUAAGGACUGAAUUAACUGAUCUAAGAGAUUACAAUGACAUUUGUGAAUAACAGUGUUAAUGUUUUUAAGUGUUUUCCUUUAAUUGAUAUUGCCUACAGUGCGGAUGGAUGAUUAACAAGGGUUAACACCUUAAAGUAUGAGGUUGAAUCUGCUUCGAUGCUAGACUUGCAGCUGUUAGACUAGCAGAUGUUCAGGGACAGAAAUGAAAGGUAAACUGUCUGUGUUAUUGGACACGAUGUUAUUGGUCACUCUGAACUCCAAGAUUAAGACUCAGUCAGAGAGGGUGAGACCGGUUUAGAACAUGCUACUGUCUAGACAGAGCUCUCUCAGAGAGAUUGUGGAGCAAAAGAAUCUGUCUUUCCUACAGAUCCAGACAUGAUCUUAUGGUGGAUUGAACUAACACCAUGUGAAUAAAUGAAAUGCUGUCUUAUAAUUUUUGGCAUGUUAAGUAAAUUGGUUAAAGUUUUCCAUAAACAGGAGGCCAGAGCGGUUUUCGGGGGCCUUUCCAAGUGUUUUUAACCACAGAAACCGCAGUGAAAGUCAUGGGACAGGAUACCUGGGUCCACGCCAGCCACUGUAAGUCUAUCCCAGAGCCCUGCGACGAUGUCGCGCCUCCAUCCUCUCCCAACCAGCUCGAGCUCAGCAGACCAGAGGUGCUAAGGACAGCACUCCAGAAGUAACAACAAGUCACUAUAUUCUCGGUAUUUUGAAUUGACCGUACAUAUAGCCAUAGGUCAUAACAUUCACUGUGGACUUGAGUGAGGGAGAGGGAAGAAGAAAGAAGCAGGUAGCCAAACACUACACUACACGUACUUGAACUACAGAGUGACCAAAGAGGAAUCGAUGAUGGACUCCGGCUCCACAUGGCCGUGGCACCUUUUCCCGUUGCCUGGAUGGGAGUCGUUCAUCUCAGGGGUUCAAUGUUGUUUUUGACUGGUAUUUCUGUGAUUAUGGUUUCCUAUUCUGUACACAUCUGACAAACAUCCACCUGCAUCCCACUUGAUCACACUGAUACUGCAUAGUCUCAAUAGAUCAAAGCGCGCAGUAGCACCACUGAGCUUCCCACCGGAGGGGAACGCCUGGUGAUAGAGUGCUGAAUAGUUCUGUGCGCGCCAAUGUAAAUUCUAGUUGCUAUGCAUGCAUGACCGGGAAGCUACGCUUUAGGCAGUUGCCUCUGCCUUACACAGCCUGCGCGGAACGCUCACAUGUAGUUUCCAAAUUUAAACCUUUCCCACUCUCCGACGCCUGCCAGACCCCGGCGGAGGUGAGACUCAUUCCAAGGUUGACACGGCUGGUCAGUCGGUGGGGCAUUUUCCUGGUGUGGGCUCACACACCUGGGACCGCACAGUAGACAACAACACAGACUGCCACACUGCAUACAAGCCUAGCGCUGACAUGCUAUGCAUCCCUGACCUGUACUGGUCCUGUGGGAGUGGCCGGCUGUACCGAACUCAACGCCGGAAGGAUGGAGAGGUACAUGCGCGAGAGUAGUAUUGGCAUUGGAUGUCCUUAUCAUGCCAUACGAAGCCUCACAGCCUCACAGGCAGAAAUGCUCCAGCCCAGACUUUUUCUCCAUUGAUCCUAAUGUGUUGACAGAGGCCAUCGCGGUGCCCUGAGGGGUCCCACAUGAGUUUAAAGAAAGAAAUCAAAUCGCGACCGUGUUUGAAUCAAGUCUGUUGAUGUGGGUGUACAAUUAACAAAAAGAUGGAGAAUGGUGGAUACUUUCAUUACAAUCAACCGUCAAAGCUUGUGACUGUUAAAUAUUGAGAUAUUAACACGUGAUUGUCCGAAAGACUAAUUGAAUUCAUUUUAAGGAAUUAAUCCACAAAUAAAGACCAAACUCUUUAUUGUCAAUUUCUUUCCGGUGACAGGACCAUUAGAUUGGAAUAUAAUUUCCACGACAUAGUACAUCGCAGAAACAUCAACACAGCAAAGCUGUUGGAACAGCAGCUACAGAGAGGGCAUGAGUCACAUUGUCCGCAGGACAUCACUCUGAACAAGUUUGGACAAGCAGUAAUUGGAUCCCUGCCACCCGAAAAGGCUGUACAGCAUCAGCCCUCACCAGUCGGCACUCCACUGCAGCAACAUGGGCUUCACACUGAAGCACACAAAGUUUUUUCAAAUGUCAAACAUACAACCUGUUUUGCCAAUGUUGUUGCUGACUGUAGUUGUUCUUUAUAGAUCUGUAGGACCAUGCAGAGCUUCAUGGACACUGCAAACUCAUCCUGGCGAAGAGCAGCUGCUCAACUACAUCUUGGAUAUUGAGCAGCCAGAAACAGAGUUAACUAUCAAACCACAAAUGAGUUGUUUGAUACGUGCUGACUCUUCCAGCCUUGGCUUGAAUAAUAAAAUGGAAUCAACUGUUGGAAACGCAUGUUUCGAGCUUAUCGAACGAAUUGCUCAAUCAAAGGGGAAGACCAUCUUUGUGGCCGAUUUGUAUGUUGUCCCAACAUGGAGGCACCCAACUGCAUGCAACUCACUCCGCUCUACCUAAUUUUAGAAGCCUUUCACAGUCAAUAAAUCCUGGACCAUGGAAAGAGAUAACUGGUUUGGAAAUAGAGGUACAGAUACAGUAGGUAUAAUUUAUAUUUAAAUGUACUGUAAAACUUUAACUAACAAAACCUUUCUGACAUGCUAGGGUUUUCAAAGACAACCAUACGGGAAUCUUGUUCAGGACACACAUGAUCUGAAUUUCUCUGUUUUGAAGAUAUUACAUUAAUACUUUUAUGGACAUUCCAGCUUUGCAAAAAUGAUGGUGUUAUGCUGAUGGAAAAUUUGGACCUUGGCAGACCCCAGGUUCACCAUGCACAAGAUCCACUGCAGUUUGGAAACCAGGAGAAGGUGGGUGUGGAGUAUGCCAUCCUCUAUCUGCUCCACAGGGCCUACUCACAUCUGGACAAGGCGAGCGGCGCUGUGAGAAUGACGUUUUUUGAUUUCUCCAGCGUCUUCGACACCAUCCGGCCACUCCUAAGAGAAAAGCUGACAGAGAUGAGGGUGGACCCACGCUUGGUGACAUGGAUUACGGACUACCUCACAGAGAGACCACAGUACGUCAGACUGAAGGGCCACACGUCAGACACUGUGGUCAGCAGCAUUGGAGCACCACAGGGGACCGUGCUCUCUCCCGUCCUCUUCACCUUGUACACAUCUGACUUCCAGUAUAACACCGGGCUCUGCCACAUACAGAAAUACUCAGACGAUACUGUGAUAGUUAGCUGCAUCAAGGAUGGACAGGAGGAGGAGUACAGGAGCCUGGUAGUGGACUUUGUGAGGUGGUGCAGGACCAACCGUCUGCAGACCAAGGAUAUGGUGGUGGACUUCAGAAGGAAGAAACCACAUCUCCAACCUUUGUCUGUGGAGGCCAGUGUCCUCUUUUAUGCUGUAGUUUGCUGGGGAAGAAGCAGCAAGAAGAGAGACGCCGGUCGACUGGACAGACUGGUGAGGAGAGCUGGCUCAGUGGUGGGCUCAGAGCUGGACUCUCUGGUGACAGUGGCAGAAAGAAGGACCCUGGACAAACUGCUGUCCACACUGGACAACGCCCACCACCCUCUGCACAACACCUUCAUCGGACAGAGGAGUGUUCAGUGGCAGACUGCUGUCCCUGCCCGGCUCCACCAACAGACUUAUAAACUCUUUCGUCCCCCCCAUCAGACAGUACAACAGCUCCCAGUCAUGGUAGGGAGGACAAUAGACAAAAGAACAAUUUCUACCUCAAUCAGCACUCCAUUUUGCACUGUUUACUGUUUUUGCACUGUUUUACUGUGUUAUAAGUUAUUUUCAUUUUAAUUCUAUUUUAAUAUAGGUUUAAUGUAUGUUUAAUGUAUGUAUGUUUCGUAUGCUGCUGGAUACUUGAAUUUCCCUCAGGAUAAAUAAAGUAUAUAUCUAUCUAUCUAUCCUGUUUUAUAGUAUACAGUUGUUGGGGUCACGUAGGUUUGGUUAUUGGCUGAAUAUCAGAGAUAUUCUAGAAAUAUUAAUAAAAUUAUUAAUAUCAAAAUGUAUUAAUUGUCAUUAAUAAAUAUGGGGCACCACCCUGGAAUCAGGGACCAACAACCAAAUAUUAAAUCAGUCUGAAAAGGAUUUAUUCACCUAUAAAUUGUCAAUAAUCAAACUUGUGUAAUUCUAGGGGGGUGAGUGUAACAGAGUCAAAUAUGUAACAUUAUAAUUACACAAUAUUCUAUGUAAAUAGUGAUCACCUGACAAGUAAGUUAUCCUGUGUUAGAGGUAAGCUGCUUAAUAACCACAGAAAGUUGUGUGUUUUAGCCUACUAGCUUAAACUUGUGUAAUAUGCUAAUAUAUUCCUUGUCAUUUAACUUGUGUAGGGGCUGAAGUUGUAACAUAACAACUGAC
This is a messenger RNA of Micropterus dolomieu (smallmouth bass), 5655 nucleotides long. RefSeq lists its product as uncharacterized. The record is from RefSeq and is a predicted model, not a curated record. The coding region runs from base 4069 to 5094 and encodes 341 amino acids. NCBI's taxonomy places the organism in Eukaryota, Metazoa, Chordata, Actinopteri, Centrarchiformes, Centrarchidae. The transcript is spliced from 9 exons.